UUAAUCACAGACGUAAUGUUCGUCUUUUGCAGCAAUUUACGAUGGAAAUAUAGACGUUUAUACAAAAUAUUGUUGUACUUAAUAACAACUGAAAAUAGAAUGUCUGCAAACAUACAUUUUUUGUAUCACAAAAAAAAUGUUUUUCAAUAAUAUCGCUGAACUAUUGGUGUGUAUGCAGCCGAGUUACAAAGCUAAACGCUGAAAUAUUUGCAGAGCGCAAAAAAUUGCUGUAUCAAGUAUCCAAUUUGUCAGUCGGAUUAGUUCGAGCAGCCGUCAUCAUUUCAUAAAUCAAAUGCGUCAAACAGGUUUUUCUGCGGAAAGGAUCAGAUGUCAGUGUCCGCACGGUUCAGCAUUACAGGUGGGGAAGUUUUCAAAAGUGCGAAAAAUCUACUUACUAAUAAAAACGUCUCACGUUUUGCAAACUUGGAUUUGUGUGUUUUACUGAAUAAUCAUCCGCGUUGACAGAGCAGCCUUUACGCACGGGGACGUGUCAGUGGCAGCGGGCGGCGGAUGCAGUGGCAGACGUCUCGUGGCGAUAUUCGGCUCUUAACGGGGCAUUUCACAAACACACGUUCAGCUCUUCUCGGGCAUUGGCGUCUGUGGAUAAUCUAAAUUCCAAAGCAAAUCUGAGCGCUUCUUUGCUUGUUCAUAAAUCAGACUAUGCUGCAACCAGUCGCAAAACCCUGCGCGUAAAUCAUCUCCACAUGCCACUUUGAACCUCCAAUACCCAAGUGAUCCUCUCUAUUCUCUUUGCGACAGCGCCGUCUAAAUAUGGGGGGGAAUGCAAAUGCUGUUAAAAAUACAAAAACGCUCCAAGCGGUGAAAUGAGAAAAAAAGUUAUUAAUGAUUAAGAAUAACUGAUAUUAAAGGAUGUUAACGUUUUUAAUAGACUUAUAAACAACAUCGAAACGUGUAGUUUCCUACAAGACAGUUAAUUUGUAAAUUCACAGCCACAUGGAGAACUGGAAGAUGUGCCGAGACAUUUGCAUUAAAACGGUACAAAACUGCCAGCCUUAACAAUUCAUUUAACGUUGCUUUCAGCCUAAAAUCGUCAUUUGCAUAUUUUUCUUAUAUGUAUUAAAUUAAUCUACCGCAGGGGCAGAUAACUAUUGUUAACAUUGAAUUGCUGAAUUAUUACUUCUAAAUCAUUGUGCUUAAGGUUUAAUACAGCAUAGGCUCAAACAUCGGUUUAUUAAAAGUUUUAUGCCCGUAAUUAGACGUAGGCUAUGUGUUUUAGGUGGUGUAAUGUCAAAGUGCGUAACGACUCUUACUCGCACAGUCGGUGAUUUUGCGAAGAAAGACAUUAGUUAGAGUGGUAUUUCCUUUUUUCCUCUCUCUCUCUUUAGUUGCAAGCUCAAGUCCCAUUCUCUAGUCAAGUUCAGCUCGUUGUUCUCCGGACCGGGCGGACGCUUCUUAUUGGUAGGCUGCGACGGUUACAUCACGCCGCUCGUGACGCGCACGUCUUCCUGUUUCCUUCAGCCGCGUCUUAAAGUGAAUCUUAGUGGCGGAGGAGCGCUCCAGCAUCCAGUCCUCUGCAUCCAGUGCGCCUCGGAGACUCACACGCGCACAGUCUCUCUCUCUCUCUCUCUUUCUCUAGCACUCUUUCUAUGUCUCUCACUCUUGUAGUCGCAGCAGAGGAUAGAGGGAGAGACCGACGCACAAGAGCGCCUUUCAUCUUCUAUAUUUUCCCUGUUUUGUUCCUUUCGCUCGCGCCGCUGACUUUAUUCCAACUCUUCCGCCUCUGAGAAACUGUUAGAUCCCAGCAUCCAGCGACCCGUCGUGCUCGGCGUCUAUUCUCUCGUUUUUCGCCGUAGGAGUUCAGGUUGUCCCCCUCUUCAUCUAAAGGGUAAGUAACCUUGUCCUCGGAUACCUCCCCUCUCUUGUUCUCGUUCUGCCUCGCCUGCGCACGGUGGGCGGAAAAAAAUAAGCAAAUCAAACAUAAUUAUCUGGAAAUUUAUUCCGGCGUUUAACAGCUAAUCACAUCUAUACGACAUUAUUUGCUGUGUUUCGUUCCCCUCAUCUUGAUAAGUGCUAAGAGUUGCGCGAGCAGCCCGUAUUUUUUGCGAGGAUGGUUUGCGGACGGUAGCCCAACCUUCCCUUCCCCAUCAAAGCGGAGACCGAGUUGAUUUGCAACUUUGCGAAGUAAACAGAGGCUUUGAUCCUAGAGGACCGGGUUUGUGGGAUAUGGCCCAAUAGCAGCAGCCCGUGAUGCCGGACCAUGACAGCGACUCCCUCCUGAACAGACAGACCAAGCGAAGACGUGUGGACAUUGGUGUUAAGAGGACAGUGGGAAGCACAGCCUCCUCCACAGCAGCAGCCACAACAGCAACCACUGACAACAUUGCCCGCGCCAAAGCAGCCAUUUUCAGUGCCAUGAACUCUCUGAGCUCUCACUCUCACCACGGAUCAGACACAGACUCCAUGGAGUGCUCUGUAGUGCAGCCACAUGGUGGGCCUGGCGUUGUAUCAGCCAGUGAUAGUGAGUCCAAAUCCAAUGUACUCCGAAAGCUGCUGAAGAGGGCCAACUCAUACGAGGACGCCAUGAUGCCCUUUCCCGGCACCACUAUUAUCUCUCAGCUUCUCAAGAAUAAUAUGGCAAAAAAUGGAGGAGGACCUGAGAGGGGAGAAAGAGGGGACAGGGGUGAGAGAGGAGAGUCAGGCUUCCCUGGAUCAGGGCUCUCCAAUGCAAGUUCAGACGCUCCCCAGGAAGACGCCUGCAGCAACUCCUCCCAGGACAGCACCCCCCAAGAAUGCUUGUCGCCAUUUGGCCGUCCGCCUGGCCUGGCCACCUUUGACAUCGAACGUCUCAAUGAUGAACACCUGCGUGCCAAGCGAGCCCGCGUAGAGAACAUUAUACGGGGCAUGAGCCACUCACCCAGUGUGGUGGUGCCUGCUGCUUCCCGUCAUGAGCGCGACCACGAGAUGGAUGGAGACCGGGAGAUGGAGCUGGACUGCCCACCCCCUCAGGCUCAGCAGCAGGCCCCCAGCUCUCCGCGGGGCGGCGAGGUGUGCGGCAGCAGCGGCAACAGCCGAGAGAACAAGCGCAAGCAGCGUCUGCCCCAGCAGCAGCAGCAGAGCUUCACCCAGCUGGUGUGCCAGAGGAAGGAGCAAAAGCAGGAGGAGCGGCGGCAACUGAAGCUGCAGCUGGAGGACAUGCAGAAACAGCUGCGCCAGCUGCAGGAGAAGUUCUUUCAGAUCUACGACUCAACCGAUGACUCAGAACACAACGACCUCCACAAUGAACUCCACAACGACAUAGGAAACAUGUCCGAGGACAGCCCAGUCAGGUCUGACGCUGGCGCCGACGACCGGGGUGGAGAUGACUUGCGUUCAGACAAUGAGAUGUCUGACCUGGACCCAGGACAUUUCCUGGACAGGGCGCGUGCACUACUUCAGGAGCAGGCCCUGCUGGCUGACAGAGACAAGCCUAGGAGAGAGGGGCUUGGCCGCAGUAAAGGACAAGGGGGUCCAGCCUCCUCAAUGCAUGCCGAGGGCAAACAGCUGGCGGAAACACUAAAGCAGGAACUCAAUUCAGCCAUGACACAAGUAGUGGACACAGUGGUUAAGGUGUUUGCCAAGCCUCCACGCCCCACUCCCCAGCAGGCCUUCCCCCCACUUUCCUUGCCUCCUGAAAGAUUUCCCACUGCUGUCAAUGGAGACAACCCUAACUUCCACACUGCCAACCAGCGGCUGCAGUGCUUUGGGGACGUCAUCAUUCCCAAUCCACUAGAUUCCUUUGCCAGCAUGCCCGGGAUGCCAGGUGCCACCAAUGACCAAACCGAGGCGCUGCCCUUAGUCGUGAGGAAGACUCCUGGUGAGCACCACCACCAGUCCUCAGCUGUGGGCGCCCAUGGUGGUCACCACCAUCCUGCCCUCCACCCCUCUUCACUCUCUGCUACCAUGGGCUUCAGCCCCCCAUCCUUUAGACAUCCAUUCCCUUUGCCUCUCAUGGGCUACCCUUUCCAGAGUCCCCUUGGUGCACCUACAGGUGCCUACACGGGCAAGGACCGUUCCUCACCCGACUCCAUGGACCUGUCCCGAGAAACCACCAGCCUGAGGACCAAGAUGGGAUCAGGUCACCACCUGGGGCACCACCAUCGCUCUUGUUCACCAGCCCAUCCUGGCAGCACGGCCGAGGGACUCUCCCUGUCGCUCAUCAAGUCUGAGUGCAGUGAUCUCCAGGACAUGGCCGACAUCUCCCCCUACUCAGGCAGCAAUAUCCAAGAGGGUCUCUCUCCCAAUCAUCUGAAAAAGGCCAAACUCAUGUUUUUCUACACGCGCUACCCAAGCUCCAACAUGCUCAAGAUGUUCUUCUCCGAUGUGAAGUUCAACCGCUGCAUCACCUCCCAGCUCAUCAAGUGGUUCAGCAACUUCAGGGAGUUCUACUACAUCCAGAUGGAGAAGUUCGCCCGGCAGGCCAUCAACGACGGAGUCACUGGAGUGGAGGAGCUGAGCGUCAGCCGCGACUGCGAGCUCUUCCGAGCCUUAAACAUGCACUACAACAAGGCCAAUGACUUUGAGGUUCCCGAUCGCUUCCUGGAGGUGGCUGAAAUCACACUCAGAGAAUUCUUCAAUGCCAUCGUGGCCGGCAAAGACCUGGACCCAUCCUGGAAGAAGGCCAUCUACAAGGUCAUCUGCAAACUGGACAGCGAGGUCCCUGAAAUCUUCAAGUCCCCCAACUGUCUCCAAGAGCUUCUACACGAGUAAAUUCCCUCUCCUCCUCGCUCGACGCUUUGUGCUUUUCUAAAAACAAAUACUCUCUGAUUUGAUAGAAUUGCUUUGAUAGCACUGAUUUUAUCUUUUGUUUAUUCCAUUUUCCCCGACAUUAGUUUUGAUUUCUUGUUUUUAAUUUUUUUAAUUUCUUUGACUGUAUGAAAGUUAUGAAGUAGCAUUCCCAAUCCGAAGCCUCUGUGGCGGUUCCUAAAAAGGCUUUGCUAUUGUGUUGUUGUUCUUAUAUGAUAAUUAUCAUGAUGGAUAUUAUUUGUUUUGUUUAUUUCUAUGACUCUGGGGAACUGAAGAGACUCUAAUUUUAGUGGGUGUUUUUGGACUGUGUGAACCCUCAGCUACUUUGGCCUGUUAUAUGAUGGACACUAAGUCUAAGAAGGAGCUCCAAUUAACACUACUAGAACAUAGGCUGGGUUCCUUGAACACUUUACUCUUGGCACCGAGGGAUGCUCUUCCAAUCCAGUACCCAAAUGAACUGUCCCCACAAACUGGGUGCUCAAUAGACUGUGGAACUGAAGAUAUCCCUAACAGAACAGUCACACACACAAACAAGGCCUAGUGAGGUUAUUGACUGGACUAAGUUUGACUUGGGAUACUGGUCCGUACUGGUCUGUGGAACUUGGCCUAGUUUUAAAUAGCUACUGAUCUCUACCAUGUUUUGAAGUGUGUUUUUCCUGCAAGUGGGACAUUGUGUUUAUUGGGUAUAUAUAUUGUUAUUUUGAUGAUUAUUAUUGUUGUUUAUGAAUAUUAUUAUUUGUCAUAACUGCUUGCUGAAGGUUGGCAUUUAGAGAUAUGUUUGUCCCUUGAUGCCAUUGCAGAAAAAAAUAAAUUAUUGCUAUUAAUAUUAUAAAAAGUUUAGAUUCUGAAAUAUUUUGCCCAUAUUUCCCAUCCUUCUUCCUACUCUUGUUUUGGUCCAUUUCUGAAGUGGACUUUUGUUAUUGUGGUGCUCAGACUCCGAGGCGUUGAGUCUUGGGGUGUGUUCUGAUUUGGGGAUUUAAUUAGGAGGCCGUCAGAGUGAUUAGCUUCCAUUCACAGGACCAGUAGCAGCUGGAAAAGGAGUUAGGCGGCAGAAAUCUAGACGUAUGCAGAAGUGUGAGCAUUUCCAUGGCCAUUCCAGCUGUGCUUACUGAAGUACUCCCACAACAUACGUUACGGUUUAGCUAUGAAAUACACAACUCAGCCUUUUAAUGCACUGUUCACUAAUUAGCUCAUAUUAUAUGAACUCAGCCUGUUUAUAAAGCUUGAAUUGCAAUUAGCCGAUAUAAGGUGCAAGUUACACUAUGAAGUAAUUUUAACCACAGUUGAUACUUGAAUAUGUCAAAAAAAUGGCGGCACUGUUCUGUAGGUGCUGAAUAUUGAAGACACAAAUAAAAGAAUCACACAGAGGAGAGUAAUUCAAGAAGGGCAGAGCGAGGUGAAAAUAAACUGAAACAGCUAAUUUUGCUUCAAGUGGAACUUCCCCCACAAACAGCACACACUGCUCCUUCCCUGCGCGCUCACCUGCCUUUGAGUGAUCUAGCGCCUCUCUCAAUGCAACAAUACAAGGUCGGAGGUGAGCACUCACCCCAGGGGUAGAUGGAGAAGCUCUCAGCACUACAAAGAGCUGGGACAAAGGCACAGAGCGAGGAGCAACGCGCACCUGAAUCCCUGCGCUCUGUCCCGCCGUCCCGUCCUGGCAGCUUUUAACAGCCAACGUGUGCGUUUGUUGGAGCCACGCUGCCCAGAUUAUUAAGCGUCAUUCCUUUCACUGUUGGCCGAGAUCCUACAGCAAAUCCCAGACGUUCCGCUUGAGUUCCACGUGUGUAUCUUGUGUUUCGUUAAUUCUGCCCUCUCAGGAUUUCUGACAUUUUUAAGUAGUUAGUCUUAGCUGCCCUUUCCAUGAGGUAAGUUUGAUGAAAUGGCAAGACUUGAACACUAGUGUAGAGUGGGUGCCAGCUAGUUGUUGAUCUCACCUUGGACAUUACAGUGUGUGUGUAUGUGUGUGUGUGUGUGUGUGUGUGUGUGUGUGUGUGUGUGUGUGUGUGUGUGUGUGUGUGUGUGCGCGCGCGCGCUUCUCACAAAGGAUCAAAAGGAGCAGGUUGCUUAACCUGCUGACUUGUCUAAGCAGGACAAAGCGUUUGACAAAAGGAGGCAGAGAAAGACAGAGAGUUACUCCCUUCAUUAUGUCCCUCCUCUCAGUGUUCUUCUUAAGAUCCGAAGCCCUGAGAGAGAGAGUGGGAAACCUUUCUCACUGCAGGACGGGCAAGGCCCUGUGUGUCUCAAAGUCUCAAAGCACCAGCCAGGGGGUGCAAAGUGCCACAAACAAAAGAAAAAGGAAAGGACGCUUUUAUCUGAUGCACAGAUUAUUAUCACUCCCAACGCUCCCCCUUCCUGCCACCCUGCCCUGAAGUUAAACAGGUCCUGCGCCUAAAAGAUUAAUUCAGGAUAACGUGCACAAAAAAAUUAGCAACCCUAAUAUAAUAUUGUGUUGAAAAUAUUUUUGCCAGGUUUUCCUUUCCUGGGGUUGUUUGAUUUUUUUUAAGUAACAUUACUGAAAUACAUAUAUAUAUAUAGCCUUUUUUAAGAAUUGUAAAAUAUAAAUCUAUGGGAAAAAUAUAUACUGUAGUGGAAGUUCUCUGAAAGGCACUGUUAGCUAUGGUUUCAUAAAAGACAUCUUAGUGGCAGUUUUGUUUAAAUUUGUAUUCUGGAAAAGUGACUUGUUGGUAGACUAGGAGCAAUAGUUGUAGGUUUUGAAGGUUUUGUGACCAGUUUCCUUUUAGUUUCUUCAUCCUUUUGUGUUACGUUGAAUGGCUGUCUUCUUGAGAUCAGAAAUAUAAACUUGGAAUUCAUUUUGAGUAUGAGAUGUUGUUGCUAGUGUAUGAAUACUGUCAGGGUGAAACAAAUAUAGCUGUACAGUUUUUUCUAUUAUCACAGAGUGAUCGAAGGACGGGGGAGAAAAAUGAGUGGAAAAAGACACGCGACCUGGGGUCUCCAAUUGGACUGACCACUCGUCUACAAGCCCACAAAGGAAAGUUCUUGUUUUUCCUUAUCAUGCCUUUAACAGGGGUCUGUGUCCCGUCGGCAGAGCCCUUGAAGUUGCACCAGCAUCCGUUAGUUUAAUUUUUGCUGACAGAAUGGUGCGUCAGGCUUGUACCGGUAGUUGGGUAAUGAUGAUGUCACAGAGCGGCCAGUUGGCAACCUAAGGACCAGGUCUCGUCCAAAAACGAGGGCAGGCUAGCACUGACAUGGCUCUGGAUCUGACCCGACAAAGAGACAGGACAGCCAGUGUCAUUGAAGUGGGCACACGUUAUACAGUAACACUUAAAAAACAGAGAAACUGCAGACACACAAACGUUAUAUGUACCCUUUUUUAUCUGGUUGGGAAACCUUUGGACUUUUGUGGAAUUUCCAUACACUUUGCAUUGUGUGUGUGUGUGUGUGUGUGUGUGUGUGUGUGUGUGUGUGUGUGUGUGUGUGUGUGUGUGUGUCUGCACGAGAGAAAAGACCGAUUAUGAGAACCUGUGAACCAGUGAGUGACACAAUUCUCAACACUGUGGCCCCUCCCCCGCCCAUGGGAGUACCAUCCUGACAUGUAAAUGAUUCUCAUUAAGCGUUGGCAUCAUGUGUUUGGUGUGUGUGUGUGUGUGUGUGUGUGUGUGUGUGUGUGUGUGUGUGUUGUGAUAAUUUCCUCUGAUGUGUUUUUUUUGACCUGGUUGAAAGGGGUUUUGUUUCUUGAGGCUUUCAAUAGUAAUUCUUUUUUUAUUAUUAUGAUUAUUAUUAUUACAUUGCUCCUUUAUUGUAAAUAACAAUGAUGUGGACUUACGGUGAUAAAUACUGCCUUUGUAUAACUUAGCAAUAUGUUAUGUAAAUAGUGUUGAUGCUUUUUGUAUGACAUUAAUAUUCAAUUCUAGUGCAGUAAUUCCAACUGGAAAACUGGAACAGCCAUGUUUUAAAUGCAGUCUGAAUCAUUACACACAUUGUAAAAUAAAAUUCAUGACAUGGCUGCUUUUUUCUGUUAUUGCUGUCUAUUUGUCUUGCAGAUUUUGUGUAAUUUAUUGGUUUAAUUUAUCCUAAUUUAUUUGAUGUUGUUUUCUUUGGCUUUUAAAACAGGGAAGGCUGUACUGCAUUUCAUCAUUCUUAGAACCAACCUAAAUACGUUAACCUAAAAUUUAUUUAAAAAAAAAAAAGCUCUAGUAAUACUCUGAGGAAAUUCAAAAAGGGAGAACUUGGCAGAUAAAGGAGGUGAAAUACAACUUUGUUAUUGUUUUGUUCCCGAACCAUGCAGAGGGUGGGCUUGAGACCUGAAAAUAGUUUGAAGCAGUUUUGUAUUUUUCUUCAUAUUUCUCCCCUGUAUUGCUUUGGUCCAGCCCAAAAACUAGUAGUCAAAUUGCCUUUCGUGCCUUCACCCUCAAUGAACUGAAUGUAUGUGCAGUAUAUAUGCAAGCUUGUGCAAAAUGAAUAAAAAUGAAAAUAAAAAUGAAAAAUACAGUA
This is a messenger RNA of Betta splendens (Siamese fighting fish), 9195 nucleotides long. RefSeq names its product prospero homeobox 1a (gene prox1a). The record is from RefSeq and is a predicted model, not a curated record. NCBI's taxonomy places the organism in Eukaryota, Metazoa, Chordata, Actinopteri, Anabantiformes, Osphronemidae. Gene Ontology annotation, cellular component: nucleus. Bases 2209 to 4707 code for a protein of 832 amino acids. Gene Ontology annotation, biological process: regulation of transcription by RNA polymerase II. The transcript has 5 exons. Gene Ontology annotation, molecular function: RNA polymerase II cis-regulatory region sequence-specific DNA binding; DNA-binding transcription factor activity, RNA polymerase II-specific.